Molecule: messenger RNA, 237 nt
Organism: Seminavis robusta
Lineage: Eukaryota; Bacillariophyta; Bacillariophyceae; Naviculales; Naviculaceae
Source: the annotation of a GenBank genome assembly
AUGCAGUCCAAAUUGAUCGUCCUUGCCGCCCUUGUUGCCAGUGCUUCGGCAUUCGCCCCUGCCCCUGUCGCUCCCCGCGCCACCGCUCUCUUCAACGAAGAACCAAAGAUCGGUGCUGGAGGUAUGGCUGAUACCCGUGACCCUGAUGCCUUCGUUGAUGAGGAUCCCCGCAAGAGUAUCUCUGAGGCACCCAGUUUCGAGGAAUACUUGAAGCAACGUCAGGCCGAAGGAAACUAA